Messenger RNA from Alnus glutinosa, 3180 nucleotides. RefSeq names its product receptor-like protein kinase 5. Gene Ontology annotation, molecular function: ATP binding; protein binding; protein kinase activity. Gene Ontology annotation, biological process: protein phosphorylation. Bases 1 to 3000 code for a protein of 999 amino acids. The record is from RefSeq and is a predicted model, not a curated record. The transcript has 2 exons. NCBI's taxonomy places the organism in Eukaryota, Viridiplantae, Streptophyta, Magnoliopsida, Fagales, Betulaceae.
AUGAGGAAAACAACCUUAUUACCGCUUAUCCAGUUCUCUUUGUACACCAUCUCCUUUCUCCUCCUCCUCCUCUUCAGUCAUGCAAACUGUGAGCUCAAUGAUCAAGAACAAGCAGUCCUACUGAACCUAAAGAAACACUGGCAAAACCCACAGCCUCUCGGCCACUGGACCCCGUCAAACUCCUCCUCCCACUGUUCUUGGCCAGAGAUCAACUGCACCGAUGGCUUAGUCACCGGAAUAUCCCUCAAAAACAUGAAUAUCAACGGAACAGUCCCACCCUUCAUAUGUGACCUCAAGAACCUCACAACCCUUGACCUUUCAAACAACUAUAUGACCUCUAAUGAGUUCCCACGACCUCUCUACAACUGCUCCAAACUCCAAUACCUCGACCUCUCACAAAACUUCUUCGCCGGCACGGUCCCUGACAACAUUCACCGCAUGGCUCAGCUUCGUCUGCUCAACCUUGGAGCCAACAGCUUCUCCGGAAACAUCCCAGCAUCCAUCGGGCAAUUAACCGAGUUGAGAUCACUUCAGCUUUUCGCGUGCCAGUUUAACGGUUCUUUCCCGCCAGAAAUUGGCAACUUGUCCAAUCUUAAACAACUAGAAUUGGCCUACAUGACGACGAUCAUGCCAGCAAGGUUGCCUUCGGAGUUCACAAAGUUGAAGAAACUGAAGUAUCUUUGGGUGACAGGCUCCAAUUUGGUAAGAGAAAUCCCAGAAACGAUUGGAGAAAUGGCGGCACUGGAGCAUUUGGAUUUGUCAAUAAACAAUCUCAGCGGUAAAAUCCCGAGAGGUUUGUUUUUGCUGAAGAAUUUGAGUAUAGUGUACCUUUACAAAAACAAAUUGUCCGGCAAGAUUCCUCAGGUAGUUGAGGCUUUAAAUAUAGACGUUGUUGAUCUAUCCGAGAAUAACUUGACCGGAACAAUACCAGAUGAUUUUGGAAGAUUAACCAAACUAUCGGGUCUGGGUUUGUUUAUCAAUCAAUUAUCUGGAAAAAUUCCAGAUAACUUAGGCCGUCUUCCGAGGCUGAUAAAUUUUAAUUUGUUUAGCAACAAUUUAUCAGGUACUCUACCUCCAGACCUUGGGCAAUUUUCUAUGCUUGAAGAGUUUCAGGUGUCUUCCAAUAGGCUUUCUGGCCAGCUGCCACAACACUUGGGUGAUAAUGGAAGGUUGGUAGGAGUGGUUGCUUUCGACAACGACCUCAGUGGUGAAUUGCCCCAGUCGCUUGGAAAUUGCAACAAUUUGAUAAUUCUUAGUGUUCAUAAUAAUAGAUUUUCUGGGAAUGUUCCCAGUGGCAUAUGGACAUUACCGAAUUUGAGCAAGUUGCUGUUAAGUAACAAUUCUUUUACUGGUGAGCUUCCUGAGAGAUUGUCAUUGAAUCUUUCUCGAUUAGAGAUGAGUUACAACAAGUUUUCGGGUAAAAUUCCGGCGGGAGUGUCUUUCUCGAAGAAUUUGGUGUAUCUCGACGCCAGCAAUAACCUCUUAAAUAGUACAAUUCCUCAAGAAUUAACCGUUCUUCCACUUUUAACGGCUCUUUUGCUUGAUCACAAUCAACUCUCAGGCUUCCUUCCAUCAGAUAUUAUAUCAUGGAAAUUGCUUACUCGUCUAAACCUUAGCCGAAAUGAAAUCUCUGGACAGAUUCCAAAGGAAUUUGGUUCUUUACUAGAACUCUCUGAAUUGGAUUUGUCAAAAAACCAAUUGUCUGGCCAAAUUCCAUCGCAACUUGGCCACUUGAAGCUCUUUUCACUCAAUCUCUCUUCCAAUCAUUUGACAGGGAGGAUCCCAAGUGAAUUCGAAAAUGAUGCUUAUGUUAGCAGCUUCUUGAACAAUCCUCGUCUCUGUGCUAAUUGGCCAUCACAAAACAUUAUCAAAUGCAAUUCCAAAAACAAAAAUUCAAGCAAAAAUUCAUUCAAAUUACUUGCUUGGAUUAUAGGUUUGGUUAUAGCAAUUCUACUAGGUUUGCUAGCUUCAUUUUUCGUGGUUGGAAUGUAUAUGAAGAGAAAGCAUGGAUUGGAUUUGACGUGGGAGCUCACUUCAUUCCAGAGGCUAAAUUUCACAGAAUCUGACAUUUUGUCAGGAAUCAGAGAAAAUAACAUGAUUGGUUCUGGUGGAUCAGGGAAGGUAUACCGUGUUGCUGUUAAUCCUUCAAGAGAUAUUGUUGCUGUUAAGAGGAUAUGGAAUAACAAAAAGCCAGAACAAAAGCUUGAAAAAGAAUUUCUUACGGAAGUUAAAAUACUGAGUUCAAUUCAACAUGCCAACAUUGUGAAGCUGCGCUGCUGUAUCUCCAGUGGUCAUUCAAAACUUCUUGUCUACGAGUAUUUGGAAAAUCGUAGCUUGGAUCUAUGGCUCCAUAGGAAGAGUAGUAGAGCAUCAACUAUCUCAGGUUCAGUCCAACCUGUCGUCCUGGAUUGGCCUAAGAGGUUUCAGAUAGCAGUUGGGGCUGCUCGGGGGCUCUCCUAUAUGCACCAUGACUGCUCACCACCCAUUGUUCAUCGAGAUGUGAAGUCAAGCAACAUCCUUUUAGAUUCUGAGUUUAAUGCAAAAAUCGCUGAUUUUGGUCUAGCCAAGAUGUUGAUCAAGCAGGGAGAAUCUGCUACAAUGUCAAAUGUGGCCGGCUCUUUCGGCUAUAUAGCUCCAGAGUAUGCUCGCACGACACGAGUCAAUGAGAAGAUUGACGUUUAUAGCUUUGGGGUUAUCCUUCUGGAGCUUGCAACUGCAAGAAAAGCUUGUGAUGGUGAUGAACACACAUCCCUUGCUGAAUGGGCAUGGCGACAGUUUCAAGAAGGUGGGCCUAUAGUUGAUGCCUUGGAUGAGGAGGUGAAGGAACUCUGUUACUUAGAUGAAAUGUGUUGUGUCUUCGAACUUGGAAUCAUUUGUACAGGUACUCUGCCUUCUACCAGGCCGUCCAUGAAAGAGGUUCUGAAGGUUUUGCUCCGAUGCAACCAACCGCUCGUUUAUGGAGAGAAGAAGAAUGCUGCAACUUUGACAUCCACUGUUUGAUGCUUUUUCAAUCAAAUGCAACGAGGAAAACGUCCGUACGUUCAACAUGCUGUACCAGGGCUUUUCAUUGUUGUUAUCUUAAACCAUUAUCAUUUAUCAAUAAAAUUAACUACUUUUUUUUUUUUUUUUUAAAUGAAAUAGAAAACUUUAUUACUGGAGAUGAGCCCCAUAGGGAAUUAC